Dovyalis caffra is the source of this 414-nucleotide messenger RNA. The record is from the annotation of a GenBank genome assembly. NCBI's taxonomy places the organism in Eukaryota, Viridiplantae, Streptophyta, Magnoliopsida, Malpighiales, Salicaceae.
AUGGCUUCACCGCAAGCAGCUGCACCAGCACCAGCACCACCCCCUCCUCCCGUCUCCCAAACCGUUCCCUCUCCACCACCACCAUUACCAACAGCAGUUGUCCCCAAGGUGGAGGAGAAGAACCCAAGCGAUAAGGUCGAAGAAAAGCCUGACAGUUCACAUUUUAAGAUUCUUGACAGUGUGGAGUACAUUGACAAGUGCAAAAAAUAUGAAGCUGACUACACGCAACGCCUGAUGGCGAAGUAUUUCUCUAAGAAGGAUCUUUAUGGAGGCAACAUAUUUGAUGAGAAAAUGACAAUCGAUGAUGAGACAAUAAUGUCAAGCAGGUGGCCUUGUACUCUAUCAUUUGCAGACCCAGUGAAGAGUUUUGAGGAACAGAGCAACACCGGUUCAACUUCAACAUCAGAAGCCUGA